Erythranthe guttata (spotted monkey flower) is the source of this 459-nucleotide messenger RNA. The record is from RefSeq and is a predicted model, not a curated record. NCBI's taxonomy places the organism in Eukaryota, Viridiplantae, Streptophyta, Magnoliopsida, Lamiales, Phrymaceae.
AUGGCACGUCAAGCGGUUGCUCUAGCUCUAAUCUUCAUCGCCGUCUUCGGUGCGGUGGCUUCCGCCCAAUUAGCACCUACCCAUUCUCCGGCCGCCGCUCCAUCCAAGUCCAAAGCCCCCAUCUCCAGCGUCGCCGCCACCCCCAAGGGAGCCGCCGCCCAAGGGCCAUCUGCUUCUUCCAACGCCGCCGCACCGGAAACUUCCCCCGCCGCCUCCCCCGAGGAUGGCCCAUCAUCUGAUUCACCCGUCGCCGCCGCCGACGGAAGCACCCCCAGCGAAGCUCCCGAUGCAUCUGAUGCUCCCACGGCCGCCGAUGUACCCAGCCCCAGCGCAGCCGCCGCUGAUGCGCCCACCCCAAGCGACGCCGCAGCUGACACACCCAAGCCGAAUGGUGCCUCCUCCUUGAAGAUAUCCGCCGCCGUCGGAGCUACCGCCGCCGCCGGAUUCUUCUUCUUCUGA